Molecule: messenger RNA, 1870 nt
Organism: Exophiala dermatitidis NIH/UT8656
Lineage: Eukaryota; Fungi; Ascomycota; Eurotiomycetes; Chaetothyriales; Herpotrichiellaceae
Exons: 2
Coding region: 720-1547 (275 amino acids)
Cellular component (GO): membrane
Source: RefSeq, a predicted model, not a curated record
CCAACACAGAAAUCCCCCGGAAAGGCGUUGAGGAAGCCGUCCGCGUGUUCCAUGCGAACUGGCGCACCUCGAGGGAAAUUUGUUAGGGGUCCAAAACCCAGGGGGUAGCACUGGUUCUUGGAGAUUUUGCUGACAUCCAAAAAUAUCAUAGUUCGACUGGUGUUUCGGGCGGGCGCAGGGUGCUUCCUAGCGCGGUGCUGGGGAGCAGGGGGUUUCGCUUAGAUAAUAGUGCCGCUCGCAGGCGGAGGCGGGUGUGCGAGGGUCCAACUUGCACUUGAAGCGUGUCACCAAGUCAUAAUGUGCGCUAACUGCUAUAGCUCCACGUUAACCCAGGUGCUGAUCCGACUAGCAUGACCAGCACGCCUAAAGCCUUCACAUCAGGCUGGGUUACUACAAUGUACAUUGUAGGUACGUACCACAACUGGUACCCCGGGCUUGGAAUGGAACCUGAACGUCAUCCUUGCCUUCGUCAGUGAGAACCACACACUGGCAGUAGUAGACAAACUCUACCUUAUUCUUACGACCGUCGACUCACCAUUCAUUCUACAAUCUGAUCUUCUAUCGUUACCAUGGCUUUCGCGCAAAACACAACCUCGCAUGGCUGAGCGACCCAGCCAUGGCCGCUAGACACGACAACUACUACCAGUAUCGAGUACAAUAUCAAUCUCAGCAUCGAUAAUAUCAGUUCAGUCUCCUCCCGAUCACUGACCAAUGCCACAAUGCGCCAAACCAGCGUCAAGACCAUUUUCGCUCUUCCGCCAGUUGACACUCGAUCAUUCACCACCUCAUGGCUUCUCCCACCUCUCCUCCUCGCAUUGCUCCGUCUUCUCGUCUUCAGCUACGCCCUGGCAACCCAACUAGCGAACUGGAUCUACGAUGGCACGCAUUCGGCCGCCCGCGACAUCGGCCGGGAGUUCAGCUACUUCACCGUCCUGACAUUCUGGGGAAUUCUGUUCUAUUAUCUUGUCGCCGGUGUGCAUACACUAGUAUACAGCCUGAGGGGCCGGGACUGGCUUGACCGCUGGCCCUCGGCGCUCCAGCAACUGCACUCCUUCUUCUACACAACGAUUGUGACUCUCCCGAUUCUUGUCACUCUUGUGUACUGGAUUGUGCUUUAUGACGGACCGUGGUUCCCCGUGAUAUUUGAUGGUUGGUCAAAUGUCUCUCGACAUGCUCUCAAUUCGCUGUUCGCACUACUCGAAAUCUUCCUUCCGGCCACACACCCUCCCCCGCUUCUGCAUCUGGUCGGUCUGAUCGUCUUACUAUUGCUUUACCUGGCGCUGGCAUAUCUCACGCACGCCACGCAGCAUUUCUACGUCUACGACUUUCUGGACCCGGACAACGGAUCGGGCAAAGUUACUGGCUACUGUUUCGGCAUUGCGGCUGCCAUCAUUGUGGUCUUUGGCGUCGUUUGGCUUCUCAUCUGGUUGAGGAGGAGAUUCACCAGAGAAGGGAAAUUAAGUAGACACGACAUUACGUGGCGUAACACGCGAACGGAUCCAGAGAUGGAAAUGGCCGCAGAUCCUAGUAUGAGCCGCGUAAAAUAGAACGGCUCGGAUUGGAUCGAGGAAGAGAGACUUGGAGCAUGUUUGGUCACUGUUUUGGUUCUGGCAAAGAGCAUACUGCUUGGUACAUUGUUGGAUAUUAACGCUCAACUUGCCUUUACAUAUAUCCAUCAAUAUCACAAGUUAUUAUUGUGCUUCCCCCUUGGUGGUUCGAAGCAAAUGAACUACAAUAUGCUCCAAUUCGAACGGGCCCAUCUCAAGCAAGAAUGAAAGGGAUGGCCAGCGUAAAGUUGCGGACGGUGCUCUGCUUGAGAUUACAGGGUGUUGGCCUAUUGUUUUACUGUACAUCGGUCGCUAAUGCCACA